AUGGCAGAGCAGAGCAGCAACGAUGUGGUAAACCAAACCCGGUCGGGCGGCGACCUUUCGCCUUCCGACGUUCCUGCGAGCAAACCUGACAAUUUGACUGCUGGAGGGGACCGGGGGGAUGUUCAAACUUCUGAUAACAACUCAACACCAAAGGUAAACGCAGAGCCGUCGCAGGAAACAUCAUCGGGUAACCCAUCGUCGACCGAAGCGAACGGGGCUGGGGCAGAUAACAACGAUGCUGAGGCCAGCCUGUCGCCGAAUGUUGGAGAUGGAAGUGGAGGGUCUGAUACGGAUGCGAGCCGACCUGAUGCACGAUCUAACGCGGACGGGGCACAGCACUCCCGAACGAGCUCUGUUAAAAGGCCGGCAUCGUUCAAACCUGUUUCAUUCGCUAAGUUUUCCGUCACAAAGCCAUCGGGAUCGAAUGGGAAUAACAAAUCAACUCCGGAGAAAGUAUGGAAUAAGAACCGACAUCUGUAUACAGCUGUCCAGCCGCCUCCAACAAAGCAUCUUACAGACGAAGAGUUGAAGCAGCAAUACGGAAUCCACAUGACAUCACGCAUACAAACUGAUAACAACGAAAAGGAGGCUAAAUGGGCCGAUAUUGACGAUGAUGAAGAUGACUGGGCCCCCGAGACUAUUGAGUGGAAUGAUGGCACCAAAAUCACCUUAACCCAUACAGAAGGAACCGCGCCAGGUUCGCAAGAGAAUAGUGGCCCGACUAUCAAUUCAGCUGACCAAAAGAGACAACCAUCACCAGUCAGCAACGCGCCACCCGCCCGCGAGGCACCUAGACUGCUACUUUCGAAACCUUCAAGCUCGUUGGGGUCGAAUGCCACAAUCCUGAAAGUCGGCGCAAGCGCGGAAAAGCAGCAAUCUAAACAGGGUAGCGAUUUAUCAAAAAGUACCAACGACAAAUCUACAUUAUCGUCAAAGGGACCAGCUGCAGUGAGAUCGCCCUGGGCUCCCUUGCCGCCUGUGGAAAAAGCGUCUCCUCUAGCACUUAAUCCACCUACACAGAGCCAAGCUCCCCCUCGAUUUAACCAUACUGAGCUCCACAGACCAAAUGUUGCAUCGGCUCCUCCCACAAAGGAAAUCGCUGCAGAUGACUUCAACAGGUCUUGGAGGGAUAGGCAGCCGGCCGCUCCCCGUGAACUAUACAACUCUCAAUCUGGUAGAUACGAACCUGUUUCAGACAACCGCCAUGGUUCUCUAAGGAACGAUAAGUCUAUGAAGAAUGACGGCCAUUUUAGACCGGCCUCUCUCCUCCAACGGUCCAUGCAUAAUGAGCAACCUGGGCCAGCCGAGCCUUCGCCCGCUUUCCAGACUCACCGAAGUCCUACGGAAGGUAGUUCUUGGGGCCGCCGGCGCACUUCCUCGAAUGUAAGUGGUGGUAGUGGAGGGUUUGCUAGAAGAAUGUCGUUGGGUAGGCCCGAUCUUCCUUUCAAAGGUGGCCCUCCAUCAACUGGAACACUUGAGAGGUCUGCCUCACCAAAUGCACGUCAACUCCAGAAUGGGCCAAUCGCUCCAAGUCUUGGAUCUCCGUCUCAGCAAUCACACAGAAGCCUUGAUCAUGGACCUCCCAACUAUCAUCAGUCUUCAACUAAUUCCCAAGGCAACGCACCCCUACCAGGUACCGCAGAAGGUCCAACCUCCCAGCUCCCAACCAUGGUUGAGGACCCUGUCGCAAUGCAGCAACGAAUCAUGCGAGAGAAACGAGAAAUGGCAAGACAACGACGCUUAGAACAAGAGGCCAAAGAAGAGGCCGCUAAACAGGAACGCAUAAGGAUAAAACUUCAGUCCAUGGGCGUACCUCCUAAUGAACUUCCAGGCGCAAAAAGUGCGACACAGUCUUCAACGGCCGAAACGAAACGGUCUGCUGGUCCACCAGCAACAACUGCCACUACGAUGGCAUCGCCGCCAAAGCCACCAGUCCCGGAACUAACAGGAGAACCCAAGCAAUACGGCAUGAUGAAAGUGCAUCACCCCGAGUCAGUGAAGAAGUUAGUGGCGUCUUCCGAGAAGGCCCCUGAGAAGUUUCAGCAGGCUGGAAACCAAGCUCAAAGCCAACAACUAUCACCUUCUCAUAAGCAAUCACGACCCGAAGCCUCACCUACUGUCAACGGAUCAAAACCUGCCCAAGAGGCUCAGGCUAAAACUUCUCAGUCAACUUACGAGCCACAGCCAGAGGAAAGGCCACCAAAUUGGAAAUAUUCAGUUCCUUCGACAUCCACAUACACUUGGCCUAGCUCUAAAGGCCAUACAGCAGCUCUUGGUGCUCUUUGGGGACCGCCGACUAACGAUAAGGCUUUGGGCAACGGAACAUUUGAUAGAAACCUCGCCAGCUUUCCAUCAGAUCUCAGUUCGCUAGGUCUGACGGAGCAACAGCAUAUCUAUCCCCAACCGGGCCAGGAAGGGGCAGAAAUGCCUGACGGAAUUUCUCGUCCGCUACCUCCUCCCUCGAAGGCUAUUCAAGAUAACGGAAAGCCCUUAUCUCCUCUAUCAUCCCCUGACCAUGUGCGGCCAGAUCUCAUGGGUGAUAAUCCAAAACCAAUCGCUCCUCCUGGUCCAAUUGCACCGCCGUCUUACAGUCAAGGCCAAAGAUGGCAGCACGACCGACAGCCUCACCGUAAUCAGGAAACUGCUGCUUGGAGUAAUUUCCAUUUAGUUGCUAGAAAAUCAGAAAUGGAGGAGAACGAAAGGUUUCAUCAGGACCUCAAAGCUCUCCGUGAAGAAGAAACCAGGACGGGAAUUAGUCCUUCCCUGCAGACAACUUUCAACGAAACAUGGAGACAAGUUGAAACUGGGGAGCGCUUAGGAAAUCGGAAUAUUAUCGGGGUGGUUUCGAAAGCCUCCGAUAAUAAGGAUACUCAACCUUCUCCAUUCCAUCAAAUAGAUUCCGUCGGUGGCAUUUCUUUCAGUGAUAAGCAAAAAGUCGUGCCUCCGCCCCCAGCUCGCGGCUCUCGUUUCUUUCCCCAGGGCGCUGAACCAAAGCGACCAAGUAACCAAGAGUCUAUGUCACGUCGUAGCCAGUCUCCUCCCCCGCCAGAGGAAGUGUCCAGCCAUCCUGUCUUCACAGGCGACUCUCAAAGACCAUUAGUUCAUCUCCCCAACCCUAAGCCACGCGUCAAACUCCCUCCUGGUGCACUCGCAGUGCCUAGUCCACCACCGCCUCCUCCAGCCCCUGCAACAUUUGCUGCUAUGGUUGCUUCACGCCCUCCUGCCCGAGCACCUCCACAGCCAAUUGCCAGUACCACAUCUUGGCAAGAUAGAUUUAAUGGGCUAUUCGGCAAAAAAACGUCCCAGCCUGCCCAGAGGAAAAGCAGCUCACUUGCUGUUGCAUCCGCAACCAAGGAACCCCUAGAUGUGGUAUCAAGCGUCUCAUCCGCUGCCGUAUCUUUCCCACAACAUGAUGAGAAGCAGAAAAUCAUAGACUAUUCAGAUAAGGUAACGACAAAAGAGGUCGAAGAAGAAGAAGCAAUCUUUGAAGAUCGCGAGGCGGGAUCCUUGCCUGUUGUCAAAGUUCCUGAUAUGGCGCCACGGGCCGCCUGGCACCCAGCCCCAAAGCAAUCGCGCUUCCGGGCUAAGUACCAGAAACCCGUCUUAUCACAAAGUAUCGACCCAUUUCUCAUGGCAGGUAUCGAACGGGAUAGCAACGGUGAAGUCGUUGUUAUUGUUCGACCACCAGGCAAGGACUUGAAAACAAUUACCUUACCCAAACGAGGCGGAAGCAGCUCAGCAAAAAUUCGUUCGAACCCCAAGAACCGUUCUAGGAACACUAGGUCCAGAGAUGGGAGUGGAUUGUAUCAAAAUUCACAGACUACCAAAAAGGCUGGGUCUACAACUACAAAUACCCCCUCUACCUCGCUCUCAACCUCCACUCGUACAGGCUCUCACAAAUCACACCAAAGCAGUUCGAAGUAG
Messenger RNA from Microsporum canis CBS 113480, 3924 nucleotides. RefSeq lists its product as hypothetical. The record is from RefSeq and is a predicted model, not a curated record. Bases 1 to 3924 code for a protein of 1307 amino acids. Lineage: Eukaryota; Fungi; Ascomycota; Eurotiomycetes; Onygenales; Arthrodermataceae. The transcript has 3 exons.